AAGUUCUAUUUGAAGGACCAACCAACCAAUUGCACGGCCAUGUUGCUGCUAUGGAUCUUCUCCCUGGCUGCCUCCUUUCUCCUGCCUGCAACUGGGGAGGUGGUGCACAAUUUCAGUACAUGCAGUGAUUUCUUUUUGGAUGGAACCCCCCCGCAACUGGAGCGAGAGAAUACAAGCAGAAUCUGCCAGAUGUAUAAGAACCAGUAUCGAUUUGCCACUUUGUAUGACAGAAAGGGGCGUAUCCCCGUAUUCUCAGCAUAUAAAUAUCAACCUGGUAAAGGCAAAAGAAUAAACAACUGGAAGAUCGAACCACAGCUUGCACUACCUGAGAAUCAGCAACGAAGAAGCAUGGAGUCAGAAAAGACUUGUAAUAUCAGCGAAGAAAUCCUUAAGAAAAGCCAAGCUGUUGUGAAGGAUUACAAAAACUGUGCCAAUUUUGACAGAGGACAUUUGCUCCCUGUGUCUCAUCAAGGCGAUCAGGAUAGCAAAGAUGCAACAUUCACCUUAACUAACAUCGUGCCCCAGUUUUGUCACCUCAAUAAAAAUAAAUGGGCGGAAUAUGAAAACAAUAUGAAAAAUUAUACUAGAGGGUGCCUUAAUACGUAUGUCAUUGUGGGUGUGGUGCCCGGGAAUAACGUUCUCAAUAGGAGAGUGAAUAUACCCAGUUAUAUCUGGGCUGCAGCUUGUUGUGUGCUUCAAAACAAUCAGAGAAAAUCCUGGGCAGUCCUUGCACAAAAUAAUGUGGAUAAGGUAGACUAUCAUACCUUGGAGGAGCUGCAAGCACAACUUUCUAAUCUCUAUGGGAACAGAACUGAUCUUUUCAAUAAUGCUUGUAAUGCAACCAGUGGCCUACAAAACUGAGCUCACAGAACAAAUAAAAGCAAAAGAGAAACCUAGCAACUUACUUGUUCAACAGAUAGAAUGAAUAUGGUUAAUUGUAAUCCUGGCUUGUUCUGUGUGAUUGUAUUCUUCAGGGUGGUAAAAAUCCAGGCUGUUGAUUAGUUUACGGUAAAGAUCAUUAUGGAAAUCCAGCAAAUAAAUUAAUCCAGUAACCAGAUUAAGGGUCUAGUGUUGAAAUAGAUAAAAUCGUUAUCUCAAUUUGCAGGUUGUAUAGGAUUGAUUUGAUUGUGUUGAUUAUAAUGUUGAUUGAUUUCAACACAUGUACAGUAUAACUUGUGAGAAAAGGAAGUGCAGUGAGAAGGAAUGAGCACUGAUGCUGAACAGGAGUUUUGCUUGAUACAGAGAGUCCUCAAUUUUUGACUGUUAAAUGACUGUUCUGAUGGUGCUGAAAAAAGUCACUUUCAACCAGUUCUUGCACUUAAGGACCAUCGCAGUGUCAGCACAGUCAAGUCAAAAUUUGGGUAAUUGGAAACUGGCAUGCGUUGAUGAUGGCUGCAAACUUCCCAGGUGGCUCCUGAUAGGUAAAGUCAAAAGAGGAAGCUAAUUUUGUUUAAUGACCUCAGCAACACAGGUUGUAAAAGCAGAUGUGACUGUCUCAAUGAUUGCAUUGCUUAGGGACAGAGGUUAUAGUUGCAAUCCUGGUUGCAAGUCAAGGACUUCCUGUAUAGAACUGUUAGAAUUCUUUCUCAAAAGCUUUCUUAGUUCUUGCAAUAAACUUACUUGUCAAAGA
Pantherophis guttatus is the source of this 1630-nucleotide messenger RNA. The record is from RefSeq and is a predicted model, not a curated record. NCBI's taxonomy places the organism in Eukaryota, Metazoa, Chordata, Lepidosauria, Squamata, Colubridae.